AUGUCAAGCGAAGAGUCGUUCAAUGAAGAAAUUGACUAUAUAAUGUCAAGCGAAGAGUUGUUCAAUAAAGAAAUUGAUUAUGAAAUUACAAAUAAUUAUGAGUCACCAAAUGAAGCUGAAAUCUAUUAUGAAGAGUCAUUUGACAAAUUAUUGAAUGAUGAAGAAAUUUUUGAUAAUGAAGUACUGGUAGAUGAAGUAUUUAAUGACGAAGGACCUGACAAGAUUGCUGAUGAGGCAUUAAGUAUUGAGAAGAUACUAUCUAUUAGUGAUGAAUAUGCACCAUAUUUCAAAAGCACAACCAAAGCAUUAAU
Molecule: messenger RNA, 311 nt
Organism: Racocetra persica
Lineage: Eukaryota; Fungi; Glomeromycota; Glomeromycetes; Diversisporales; Gigasporaceae
Source: the annotation of a GenBank genome assembly